AUGGUUAAGGAAGGAAUUGUCCUUGGGCAUAGAAUUUUAAAGAAAGGAUUGGAAGUGGACAAAGCUAAGGUGGAAGUCAUUGAAAAGUUACCUCCACCUGCCAAUGUUAAAGGUGUCAGAAGUUUCCUAGGGCAUGCUAGUUUCUACAGAAG
This is a messenger RNA of Trifolium medium, 152 nucleotides long. The record is from the annotation of a GenBank genome assembly. NCBI's taxonomy places the organism in Eukaryota, Viridiplantae, Streptophyta, Magnoliopsida, Fabales, Fabaceae.